Molecule: messenger RNA, 5223 nt
Organism: Haplochromis burtoni (Burton's mouthbrooder)
Lineage: Eukaryota; Metazoa; Chordata; Actinopteri; Cichliformes; Cichlidae
Gene: eif2ak1
Product: eukaryotic translation initiation factor 2-alpha kinase 1
Exons: 15
Coding region: 1473-3347 (624 amino acids)
Biological process (GO): protein phosphorylation
Molecular function (GO): protein kinase activity; ATP binding
Source: RefSeq, a predicted model, not a curated record
AGUACCCUCCAAUAAGUAUUAAUUGAAUAUGGUGCUUGCAAGCAUAUUCAAUCUUUUCACCUUUGCAAAACCCAUUUGAGCUGGGUAUGCAUUAAAAUGUUAACUUAAAAAGCAAUCUCAUUAGUUGGAUGACGUAUUGUAGUAUCCAUUGUUUGAGUUUCCUUUUACUUGAAGCAAUCAAAGUAGCAUGAAUUAGUACAGACAUUAAAAAAAAUAAUACAAACACUCCCUUUAUUGUGGAUAGCUGGUACCCAGCCAGAUCCACUUAUACUUAAGUAUAGUGGCAGCUGUCCUGUUUAAGGCAUGUUUAGAGUGAAAUGAAUUCUGUUAAAUGCUACCAUUUACCUCAGUGAUUGUAUUAGAUUUAGGAUUUGAAAUAAACUUCAGUGAAUGUGGCCAAAAGAAGAAGCUACCUUAGCUUUAUAACUCUUGCUGAUUUUGAUUGCAUGUAAGCUUCCUCUACUUUUGCUGUCUUCAUCCUGAACUCUCUCCUUCUCACCCUCUCUAUCCUCCUCCCUCAGGCUUUGUGCUGUCACCAAAAUGUAAAUGUGACAGUGAAACAGAAUGUACAACAACAACAACAAUAAAAGCAGGAUUUACAUCAUUUUAUGAUAGUAUUCUAAUUGAAUAUAGGCUUCCACUGCCGGUUGAUAGCUAACAUCCUUCUGGCUUGCUCUGGAGUGCUGUUGUGCUGUAAACAAAUAAUGAAGCCCAAUUCGAGCAGAAUGGGAAUAAAAUAAACUACACUGGCUCCUUUGCUGGCAUAAAGCGAUAUGACAGUAGACUUAUGGACAGCUAAUAAUCUUUAGCACUCUAGCCUACAUCAGCUAAGGUUUGUGAUGCUAUUUAGAGAAUUUGGUGAUGAAAAUUAGGGGUGCUUGUCCCCCCACCAGAAAGGCUCCAAACCCUUUGAAAUACACUCGUAUAUAUUUGUGUGUUUGAGGUCUCAUUUAUGUUUUGGGUUUUGAGGUAUGUGCGGCUGAAAUGCAUGACUGAAUUAAAGCAACCAUACCUAUUUAUGCAUGGCCUAUCCCUUUAGUUCUUAGUGUCACAGAGAGAAAUAAUAGUCUUUACAUGUGAAUUUACUCCAUAGAGCCUUCAAAUAAAGUGAGUCACAAAGAGGCAGGUCUAGCCUGACCUUCCUCCUUUACAUAAACAGGAUUUAAAAUACACCUGGUUAAUGUUUGCUUCACACGUCAGGCCCUCCCUGUGUACGAAUUCUGCAAUAUUAUAAAAUGAGAGUGACGACGGAGACCAUGCAAAGACCCCUACAUGCACAUCUUCUCCUAAGCUCAGUCAUUUUGUGCGAUAGGUGGAGGGGGGCCUGUGUCCACUGGAUAUGGCAGAUAAGCAUUACUGUUGUGCACACCCCCUUAUGCAUAAACAAGAUGAGCAAAUUUUUUCUUGAAGUUGAAUCAUUAGUGUAGCUCUGAGGCCUUAAUAUUGCACCGAAAGGGUUUUCACACAGAAGAAUGGAUAUAGGAGAAAGAAACAUUGUAGAAAUUAUAGCAAAAGUUAUUGAAGAAGCUUCAGACACAGACGAUAACCGUGAGGUGUUGAUGGCUGGUAGGCAUUAUCCGUCAAUCCAAGAGUUUGCCUCAGCCAUCCCCAACCACCUUCUCCUCGGGUCUUUGCUCGAGCACCUGUGCUUUGUUUACGAGAGCAAUCCAGCUCGCUCACGCAUGCUGUUUAAAGUCAUAGGUCAGCGUUUAGCUGCCAUGAAUCUCCUUUCACCUCUGGCAAUAAGUGAUGAAUUCAGCACCGUCAGACUCCAACAUAACCGGGCCUUCACUGAGCUGCUUAAUGCUGCCAGCUCCUCACUCUACCCUCAGGGCCUCGGAACAAACGCACACAAUCCUUCUCUAAGCAGACCUAAGGAGGGACUGUUUCAAGCGCAGACAUCACGGUAUCUCAGUGAGUUCGAAGAAAUCUGUAGACUUGGGAAAGGAUCAUAUGGAAACGUAUUUAUGGUUAUGAACAAAUUGGAUGGACAGUAUUAUGCGAUGAAGAAAAUUCUCAUCAAAAAAGUUUCAAAGGAAGACUGUAUGAAGGUCCUUAGGGAGGUCAAAAUGUUGUCCAGCUUGCAACAUGUAAAUGUUGUGGGCUAUCACACCGCGUGGAUGGAACAUGUCCAGCCUGCAGCAUAUCCUGAGUCAAACUUGCCUGCACUAGAAUCUGCUGGACGACAGGACAGCCUUGAUGAAAGUGGGGAGAAGAACAGCAGCAGUUCCUCUAUAGUUUUUCAGAGCCACAGUCAAACACCCGCAGAGACUGCUUCAAGUGCCAAAGUACCUCAGAGAGACACGCAGCCUAUAAAAGCCUUAGUUCCCACCCAGGAGGGACAAGUGGUGUGUCCCAAGACGAUGCGUCGCAUCCCAGAGAACUAUGUCCCUUGUGUUUUUCUGGGACAGCAAGGUCCCAUUAAGGCCUCCAAGUGUCCUGCCAUGGGUUGGGACGCUUCAGCAGUUUUGGAUGAGGAGUCCAGUAGGAGUAGCAUGGAACUAAACAACAACUCCUGCAUUGACAAGGAGUGUCAUCAGUGGACUGAGAAGCGUCCAACGAGGCCUUCUAAAGAGGUGCACUUCCACCUGAUGCUUUAUAUCCAGAUGCAACUAUGUGAGCGCUCCCUAAAAGACUGGAUCUCUGAGAGGAACGCCAAGCCCAAAGAGGAACAAAUCUCAAGAUGUCCUUAUGCCUGUGUUGAUACUGAACACACGCUCAGACUGCUAAGACACAUACUUGAAGGUGUGGAGUACAUUCACUCCAAUGGAAUCAUGCACAGGGACCUGAAGCCAAGGAACAUUUUUCUUCACGGCCAUGAUUGUCAUGUUCGGAUUGGGGACUUUGGCUUGGCCUGCAGGGACAUCAUAGCGGAUGGACUCAAAAGCAACACUUCUCCUUACAGCGAUUGCAGCCAUACUUCAGGUGUUGGCACAUUUGUGUAUGCUGCACCAGAACAACUGAAGGGCUCCAAUUAUAAUUCAAAGUCUGACAUGUACAGCAUCGGAGUGCUGGCUCUCGAGCUAUUCCAGCCUUUUGGUACCGAAAUGGAGCGGGUCCGGACACUUGGGGACCUGAGGGAAGGGAAAAUCCCUGACUCGUUCUGCCACAGAUGGCCAGUUCUGACAAAAUACAUCAUGAAUCUCACAGAUAAAGAACCCAGUGUUCGUCCCAUAGCCAGCCAGCUUCUACAGAGUGAACUCUUCUGCAGUAAAGACAAGGUGAUCCACAGUUUGCAGAGGAGGGUUGAAGAGCAGGAAGAAGAGAUCAUGCAGCUGAGGAGACGGAUCACUCAGCUCCAGACUUCACAACUCACAGUUAAUUUCUCCGAGCUGGAAAACACCUGAGCCUUUGAGAAAAAAAAAAAAAAGUUGCUAGCUUAGUGCAAAUUAGUGUGUUUGUAUGUUUUAAUAUUUUAGUGUGUCUCAUGCAUCUGGAUUGCAAAUACUUUUCUUCAUUGAGCAGUUUAAUAAAAAUUAUUUCUAAUAUAUUCGGCAGAGUUUCUGCAAAGCACCGUGUCACUUAAAAUCAUUUGAGGUAUUUCUUUAAAAUCUAUGAUUUAUAUUAUGAGUUUGACAAGUCGAUGUUUAAGCAGAACUGAGCAGCAGAAUAGUUUAGUUUAUCCUGAGAGUUCAAGGUGUAGUCUUUACUGUUUGACACAAUAAGUCCUGUCAUUCUUUCUUUUUUCUGAAAACAUAGGCACUUAUCGUAUUUACAUGAUGAGGGGUUUCUAUAUUUCCUGCAUAUAUGUUUGAGAUUUGUUUAAAAUGAGAUACAGGGGGUGCGCUCUGUUAUGUUUCAAUAGCUUUCAAACGUUAAAAUGCUGGGAGCACCCAAUAAUAUAGGGAAAAUAGCAUUUCUACAUAGUUUUUGUUUUAGUAAAAUAAUUAAAUCUGGACCACUUCUAUAAUCACGAUAAAGCUAUAGAGCUCAUACUGUGGGGUGGUACACCAUGUACACAAAGUUUAGAGGUAUGUACAUGCGCCGGAUAUUCACUAGGAACGUUUGACGAUUUUAGGAACCUAUCAGAGGCCUUGUUUCAUCCCAGGUACCCGGAUGUACCCGUGGGGCAAUUAGCUACGUCAUUGUUCACCGCCGGACACCCGCUAGAAAUAAGGAAUGGAUUUACAACCUCUACUAACGCGAUCAUAACAGGUUACAGGUGAGUGUUGUAUUGCCUUUACGAUCAAGUGCCACUUUAACUGUGAGCCCGUAAUAUUUUGGUAGGCGUGAGCCGCUGAGAUUUGUUGUAGUAAGCUUACACCGGUUCUCUAUGUCGUGUCGGAGAGAGCAGCGCAGUGAUCAUACACAAGCGCCGGCGUCGAGCCCCUCCUUUCUCCUCUAGCUAGACGCCCCGUUGCCCAGUCCACACAUUUUUAAAUAAAAUAAAUGUCACCGCACAGCCAGGAAACUACCCGUCAGCUUGCUGGUCCAUAACUACGCUUCUCUGCGUCAUGUCAGCCAGCGUCCAUAGUCUUGUGCUAGCUAGCAAGUAGGCAAGCUAGCUAGCCGCACAAAAUGCUAGCACAGUUCGAUAGCUACGUUGCGUUCGGCGUUUCGAUGGUUUUUGCAUCUUCUUUAAGUGCGCGUCAUUACAUCUCGGAAUUCGACAAGACUGGUAAGCUCUCAACUUGCUCUCCGUCUGAUGUGCUCAGGUUUUUUUGUGUGUUUUCUUGAGGUUUUGCGACGCUGCGCGUUAAAGGCCUAGCAGCCGUCAUUUAGCCAAUGUGAGCCACUCUGUAAGAGCAGGUGGGAGGGAACAGCUGCUUCUGUUGUAAACGUGCUUCCGACUUGGAAAUUUCCUCGGUCGAGUGGGUUAUCUGGCAUUUCCCCUCUUGAGUUUUCUAAACACUAAUUUUUGUCGAUAUUUUAAGUUUGUUAGUUGGACAGAGUUAAAUUAGAUGUCGAAAGUUACUCUUGUCUCCUGGUGUUUGUUAUUUAAAAGGAAUCUGAUGAUUCAAGUAAAAGCAAAGGGUCAAAAACAAAUAUUUGGCGCUCACUUAUGCUAGUCUGUUUGUGAAUGUAAACAAAUCAUCCAAUCUAACACAAUUUCUGAUACUUGUUUGCUGAAAGUUUAGGCGAUGGUAUGAGGGCAGUGUUUAAUAUAGCCUUACUUAACUAUAAGCUAUAAGAGACUUAGAGCUUUUUAUUAUUAUUGUGCAGUUUCUUGCACAGCGAAAUUGGGUAUAAUCUGUUAAUGUGGCUUUUGUAUUUAGUAGUUGU